Capsicum annuum is the source of this 1662-nucleotide messenger RNA. RefSeq names its product transmembrane protein 53. NCBI's taxonomy places the organism in Eukaryota, Viridiplantae, Streptophyta, Magnoliopsida, Solanales, Solanaceae. The transcript has 4 exons. The record is from RefSeq and is a predicted model, not a curated record. The coding region runs from base 125 to 1357 and encodes 410 amino acids.
CCAAAGGAAAACCGAAAAAAAAUCAUAGGUAAAAAAGUUGUUUUCUCUCACCAGUCCACCAAUACAAAUAACACACCUGUACUGUAAAGCAAACCAUAACUCACAAGUCACAAAAUUUUCAUUCAUGGAAGCCUCCAUCAGACUGCUCGCUUGUUCACAUCGCCACCAUGUUUCCACUUCUCUUUUCCUCAAGCUCCAUCACAAGCCCCUUCCUUUAUCCUCAUCUUCAUUUAGAACAUCUUCACUUUCACUUUCUUCUCCACCAACAAAUCGCCCCCGCAUAUUCUCAUCACAUAGCAAUAUCUCCUCUAAUUCUCCAUUUGGGUUUCCAAAAACUCCCUUCACAUCGCAAUUCUCGAAUCCAAUCUCAUCCAGCAACCGUUUUGCUCGUAUAGUAUCCGGUACCCAAGAUAGAGUAUUCAAUUGGCAUUAUGCUGCUGGUGGCGAAAAGGGUAUUGAAAUUGGGGCAAUUCCGAAAGAGGGUCCGAUUGUGGCGGUUGUUAUGUUGGGUUGGCUCGGGUCGCAGCCGAAGCAUUUAAGGAGGUAUAUUGAGUUGUAUAAUGCAAGGGGUAUUCAUGCUGUAACGUUUGUUGCUUCGGUUAAGGAUGUUCUUUCGUUCGAUUUGGGGAAGAAGUUGGAGGAGAGGAUUGCUGUGUUGGCAAAUGAACUUGCUUUGUGGUUGUCGGAAUCCGACAAGGACGGUCGUGAACGGUGUUUGUUUUUUCACACUUUCAGCAAUACUGGAUGGCUUGCUUAUGGUGCUAUUCUUGAGAAUUUGAAGAGCAGGCAGGAUUUGUUGGAAAAGAUCAAAGGUUGUGUUGUGGAUUCAGGUGGUGAUCCAGAUAUAAAUACCAAGGUGUGGGCAGCGGGAUUUACUGCAGCCAUGCUGAAGAAACGUAGCUCUUUUACAUAUUCUUCAGAAGAAGCUGGAGAAGGAAAUGAAGUGGGAAGUCCGUUAAACUCAAGAAACAUUCAAAUUAAGGGAGCCAUGUUGAUGGAAACCGUGCUUUUCGCAGCACUUGAGAAGCUUUUCUCGUUUCUUCUUAAUUUGCCCGAUGUUAACAAGCGGCUGACGAAGAUAAUUUCUGUCCUUGUCAAUAACCAGCCUUACUGUCCUCAGCUUUAUCUUUACAGCACAGCUGACAAGGUCAUUCCAUUUCAGUCAAUUGAAUCUUUCAUUGAAGAGCAGAGGAAAAGUGGGAGAGAAGUUCGCUCUUUCAACUUUGGCUCUUCACCUCAUGUAGAUCAUUACCGAACUUUCCCAGACAACUAUGUAUCUGUCUUACAGAAAUUUCUCAAAGAAUGUGUGCUCAUACCAAAAGAAAUGCAUAAAGUGAAAAGCGAGCCACAUCAAUAGAUCAAAGGAGUUGAGGGCGGGUAAACCAUUCCUUGUAGUCAUUAUUGAGUCUGCUUUAACUGGGGCGAUGUAUCUUAGGAGUUGCAAAGUAUUCUUGUGUGAAGUAAUGUUCUGCCUGCCUUAAUAAGUUCAUCAAUGUGUAGAAAUCAGGAGGCUUUUGGUAGUGGUUGCAAGUAAGUGUCAUUUAUUCAAAGUACACUAACAAGUGUACAUCUCCAGCCAAUGCUCAAAUAAGAUGAGGGAGUUCUUAUUUCCUCAUCUGUGUUUUAAAAGUGAGAAUGUUGUUUCCUCCUUUGCUCUACAAA